Molecule: messenger RNA, 768 nt
Organism: Rhinocladiella mackenziei CBS 650.93
Lineage: Eukaryota; Fungi; Ascomycota; Eurotiomycetes; Chaetothyriales; Herpotrichiellaceae
Exons: 2
Coding region: 1-768 (255 amino acids)
Biological process (GO): transmembrane transport
Molecular function (GO): transmembrane transporter activity
Source: RefSeq, a predicted model, not a curated record
AUGGCGAAUGCGGCGUUCUCCUUGUCGACAACAAAUCCCACAAUCUCCUUUGACGGACAGGGAGGGCAGCUAAGAAGGGAGAACAAUCUGGAAUCCCCAAAGGGUAAUAAUCCAGUAUAUGAGGAGUCCAACGUAUUUGAAGAUAUCAAAGAAAGACAACAAACACACGAGGGGAACGAGCAACACAUCGUCUGCGAGAAAUGUCAGCGCCAUAUCAUGGAUCAUGAUCGAGUUCGGGAUCAGGAGGCCAAUCAUCAUACCCAUUACCACCACCAGGGCUCCAAAAUCGUCACUUGGGACGGACCCAACGACCCAUCUCGACCCAUGAACAUGUCUCAACCGCGGAAAUGGCUUAUCGCCCUCACGACAGGCGGCGCAACAUUCAGCGUCUCAUUUGCUUCCUCGGUAUUCUCAACGACCGUCUUCGUCGCUGCCGAAGAAUACCACGUCUCCUCCGAAGUCAUGCUUCUUGGCGUCUCCUUGUUUGUACUCGGCUUCGCAUUCGGGCCGCUCAUCUUCGGCCCAUUGUCUGAAGUAUACGGACGCAUGCGGCCACUUAUGACGGGCAUGGUUUUUGGCUGCGCCUUCACUCGGGCUCUGUUUGCGGCGGGUUUCCCACUGUUCUCGACAUACAUGUACGAGAACCUCGGUGUCGACUGGGCAACCAGCGUGUUGGGAUUUGUUUGUCUUGCCUUGAUACCUUUCCCCCUGAUAUUAUUUCGGUACGGCAAGAGGAUUCGGGGAUGGAGACGUUUCGCCUAUGACUGA